AGCCACCAACAUGGAACUCAGGCUGCUGGUGGUUUGGGGCCUGCUGUGGCUGGAUGGCUGGCUGGUUCAGGCCCAGACUUUCUCUUCAUCAAAGUCAGAAUCCAGUUCAUUCUCAUGGAGUGGCCUGAACAUACCACACAAUUUCUUGAAUUUAACAGGGCCAAAAUCAAACCCUAUUUCAUUCAGUAACCCUAAAAAUCUGUAUCUCAUGUUUGAUCGUCCAACAGAACCACUUUUUGUGCCUAAAGGAAAAGACAGCAAAAUUGUAUUCAAGCUGCCAACUGACUAUCUGCCAUCUCGUUUCCAAUCUGCAGUUUCUGAACUAAUAAAUCGAUGGAGUGGAGUUAAUAAUGCACAAGAGUUAGAAGUGAAGCCUAUCAAGCCACCAGACAUCUCAUUCCCCCAGAGCCUGGGUCGUCAAGAGAGUUUCUCUCCUUUUAUACCACAUCACAGAAGAAUGGCUACAUAUUUGACAGAAACACUUGUAGGAAUGCGGUCGUUUGAGGAUUUCUUUUCCAUGUCAGUCUACUGUCAUGACCGUAUCAACCCAUACAUGUAUGCUUAUGCAUUAUCAAUUGCCAUGAUAAAUAGAAAGGACACACAAAAUCUACCUCUGCCACCACUAUCUGAAGUGUUUCCAGACAGAUUCAUGGACAGUGCAGUUUAUGCACGGUGUCGAAGAGAAGCUAAUGUUGUUGGUGAAGGAAGCAGGAGACCAAUUGUGAUUCCUCGUGACUACACAGCUUCUGAUCUGGAAAUAGAACAUCGUAUUGCAUACUUCAGAGAAGACAUGGGUGUUAAUCUGAUGCACUGGCAGUGGCAUCUUGUCUAUCCAAACACUGGAUCAAUCGAUCUCGUAAAUAAAAAUCGCCGUGGUGAACUUUUUUUCUAUUUCCAUCAUCAAGUUCUUGCAAGAUACAAUUUUGAGCGAUUAUCCAACAAACUUGGUCGUGUGAAGCGUUUGCUGAAUUGGCGUGAACCUGUAGAGGAGGGAUACUUUCCAAAGCUGGAUAAUGUUGUCUCUAGUAGAGUUUGGCCACAGCGUCAUUCAGGUGCUAUCCUAAGGGAUGUAAAUCGAGUACUCCAGCGACUUAAAGUUGACAUCCAGGACAUGGAAAGGUGGCGUGACCGGCUGUACGACGCCAUCCACAGUGGAGCUAUUAUAAAUUCAAGAAAUGAAAUAGUUCAGUUGACAGAAUUCGAAGGCAUUGACAUCCUUGGUAACCUGCUUGAAGCAAGUGCACUUUCUCUUAAUCCAAACUACUAUGGUGACCUUCACAAUUUUGGACAUGUGUUGAUGGGCUAUUGCCACGAUCCUGAUGGGAGACAUCUGGAAAGCUUUGGUGUUGUUGCUGAUUUUGCAACAGCCAUGAGGGAUCCCAUAUUCUACAGAUGGCAUGCAUUUGUGAAUGGCAUCUUCCUGGAACAUAAGAAUCUUCUACCAAGAUACACAGUUCAGCGGCUUGGCUUUGACAAAGUUCGUGUAACAGGUGUAGAAAUCAUAGCAAAAGAGUCAGAAAGGAAUACAUUAUUCACAUUCUGGCAAUGCAGUGAUGUGGAUACCUCAAGAGGAAUUGAUUUUGCACCACGAGGAUCAGUGUUUGUUCGUUUUACUCAUCUGCAGCAUUUACCAUUUGUCACUAGAAUUUUGAUUGAAAAUAACGGUGCUCCGCGACUGGGAACUGUUAGAAUUUUCAUGGCACCUAAAUUUGAUGAACGUGGUCUUUCAAUGCUCUUUGAAGAUCAGAAGGACCUUUUCAUUGAAAUUGACAAGUUUGCUGUGCAAUUGAACAGUGGGCGAAACAUCAUACGUCGUAGUUCAGAGGAGUCAUCUGUAACAAUACCAUAUCAGCGUUCAUUUAGGAAUUUAACAGGGGUUGGAGAUAAACCUGAGGAGGCUUCAUAUACAUUCUGUGGCUGUGGUUGGCCACAACACAUGUUGAUUCCAAAGGGGCAGGCAGAUGGAUUACCAGCAGAGUAUUUUGUGAUGGUGUCUGAUGGUGCUCAAGACAAGGUUGACCAGCCUCCAUCAGAUAAUACUUGUCGACCUGCUCAUAGCUACUGUGGCAUUCAGAAUCGCAACUAUCCAGACCGUCGCAACAUGGGAUAUCCUUUUGAUCGUAUGCCACGUGCAGAUGCCAGUACAUUACGUGAAUUCCUGACACCAAACAUGGGCUUGAUUGAUGUGCGCAUAGUACACCAUGAAAUUACCCUUGACCACAAGGGGCAACCAAUGGACUGUACAUGAUCAUCAUGUAUUGUCUAUCCAGCACAGCAGAUGUGCAGGAUGGAACAUUUCUUAUAUAUGAGACAUAACAGUGAAAAAUUAUAAGAUAGUUACAUUUUUAGUUUCCUUCCUUCAAGCUU
Schistocerca nitens (vagrant locust) is the source of this 2367-nucleotide messenger RNA. Its product is annotated as phenoloxidase 2-like. Lineage: Eukaryota; Metazoa; Arthropoda; Insecta; Orthoptera; Acrididae. The record is from RefSeq and is a predicted model, not a curated record. Bases 11 to 2248 code for a protein of 745 amino acids. The transcript has 13 exons.